AAUAAUAAAAACUGCAUAACAAUAACAGAUCAAAUCAAUACAACUCAAAAUUAAUCCCCAGAAUACAUAGCAAAUAACAAUAACAAAAAUAACAAAUCAUAAUAGCAAUAAGAUGACAAUAACAACGAAAGACUGGCCCUUAAUACUCCCUCAGGCAUUAACUAAUAAUAACAACAUUCCUCUCAGACUGGAGCAGUCUUCCAGAGGGCUGGGGAGCUGGCAUUAAGUUGCUGGCCUGGUGUCUCUCGGCCUCAGUAACUGGCCUGGUGUUUCUAGGGGUGGGGCAGCUUUAUAGAGUGCUGCUCCAUGCCAAGCCCUGGUUGCUGUGCCUUUGCUGCUGAGUCCUGGCAGAUGUUAAAGGAGACAGAAAGCAAAAUGGAUACAACCAGCCAUAGCCUGAUGCUUCUCCAGCAGUUGAACAUGCAACGGGAAUUUGGCUUUCUCUGUGACUGCACAGUUGCAAUUGGAGAUGUGUACUUUAAAGCCCACCGAGCAGUCCUAGCUGCCUUUUCAAACUAUUUUAAGAUGAUAUUUAUUCAUCAGACAAGUGAAUGCAUAAAGAUACAGCCAACAGAUAUUCAACCUGAUAUAUUCAGCUACUUACUCCACAUCAUGUACACUGGAAAAGGACCCAAACAGAUGGUCAACCAAGCUCGGCUGGAGGAAGGCAUCCGUUUCCUGCAUGCUGACUACCUUUCCCGCAUGGCGAUUGAAAUGAACCAGAUGCUCUCCCCAGAGUCUCUUUCCUCUUCAAAUCUGUAUGGGAUUCAGAUCUCUACUACACACAAGACUGUCAAGGAAAGCCUCCAGACAAAGGAAAGUUUAACAAGCCUUGGGGGCAGGACUGCUAGUCAAGGUGAUCACCCCCAGCUUCAGCUGUCUCUAGCCAUAGGGCUUGAUGACGGCUCUUUGGACCAGCAGAUUUCUCAUCCUUCUGUCCAGACAGCUGCAAAACCAGUAGAGGAGCCUGCAAACCCACCUGUAACGGUAAAGCAGGAAAAGGUUGACUCUGAGCCAGUUGUAUCACAGAAUCAUGUUUCUUCCUCCCCGGAGAUUAGGAGCCCAGCCUUUGCUAAAGCCAACCUCAAAGUCCAUUUAUGUCAGUAUUGUGGGGAGCAUUUUGAAUCCCGAAGCAUCUUGCGGGAGCAUUUGUUUACUCACGUGUCAGGGUCGCUGCCAUUUGGAGUCCCAGCCUCGAUCCUUGAAAGCAAUGACCUCAGCCAGCUCCAGCCCCUUAAUGAAAACCGUGAGGCUGUUGACAAUCACCGGCCUGGCACUUUCCUUCGGAGAGAGAAUGAGCGCCAAUUGGAACAUCCAACCCGUAGCAACCUGGAGCCACUGCCGAUUGGCCAGUUGUCCCUGGUAUCCAAAGACUCAGAGCCCAUGGAGUUAAACUGCAACUUUUCCUUUUCACGGAAAAGGAAGAUUAGCUGCACAAUCUGUGGUCACAAGUUUCUUCGAAAGAGCCAGCUGGUCGAACACAUGUACCUUCACAAAGGAAAACACUUCAAAUUGGGGAGGUGCCAGCGCCUUGGCAGUGCCCUGGCUCCAAAGUUUCAUCCAUAUAGUGACUGCUGGACACAGAGUGCUGCAAAAAGUGUCACCCCCUCUCAAGCUCAUGUGGACCCACAAAAUGUGUUGGAUCCUGACCUCUCUCAAGAGAACAUUGCUGCCAUCCUGGUAGAAUAGAUUCUUCCUUUUGUGUCUGUGUUUUUUAGCCUGAGAAUGAACAGUGUUAAUCUCAGUGUCUCUUUGCUGUUGCCAAAAGUGUUCUUCUAAAAUAUGAACAGGUACUGGAAAGCCCCAUUCUCUAUUUACUUCACCAUCUUGGGCACAUGGCUGCUUAGAGCAGUGAAGAGACCAUGUGGGUAGGGCAUAUGAUGUGGUUACAUGUCAUGCAUAUAUCAACUAUGGACAAGAUUGUUGCCAAAUGCAAGCAGACUCACAAGCUGCAAGUUUGAUGGCCCAUGGUCUGAUUUGUUUAUAAGAAAGUUUCAUCACUGGAUUUAUACUCACCCACCUGCUGAAGUUGGGAGAUCCCCAGAUGUUUUGAGCUGUGGAAUUUGUAUAUAGGGACUUAGAUAAUAAAGUGUGGAAUUCAUUACCUCAAGGAUGUAAAGGUGGCUAGCAAUUUGGGAGGUUUUUAAAGGGAAUUAAAUACAUUUAUGGGGUUAGUCAUCAUUGGGUCCUGGUUUGGGGGGGGGGUUGUGUAUCACAUUCAGUAUCAGAGGCACCAUGCCUCUGUUUAUCAGUUCUGGGGGAAUGCAAGACAGAGGAUGCAGCUGUGCUUCCUCUUUUGCUGACAGGCUUCCCAAGGGCGUCAAUUGGCCACUGUGUGAACUGAAUGCUUGAUUAGUGGAGCCUUUGGUUUGGCUUAGUCUGGCUCUUCUUACAUUCUUAUGGUAUCGGCAGAGCAAAAUGCUCCUCUUUUACUUCCCUGCCUCCCACCAUUACCUCUUCGUAGUCUUCUGGCAGCAUAGUAGGGAAAUGGUAGUCAGGAAUACCUCUGUUUUUAGUAUCUCACUGUUUGUGAAAUGAGAAGCAAGUCUCCCAAAUUGGAUUCCAGAAUUAAAAUUAAAUACAUUUAAACUAAAAUGGAUUUCUGUUUAUUUUGCUACGGCUUUACAUAAGACUACAGUGCUUAACCAAUUGACUAGCCAAGGCAAUUGAGUAAUAACCUUUUGAUCAAUUAAAAAUAUGCCCCUGAUUAAUCAUGCUUCGGGUUACAAUUUUUAAAAAAAACAAUUAAAGGACUUACAAAAAAGAUUUGGUGGAAUGAUAACUUCAUCUUAUAUCUUGUCAAAAACAGCUCUUCCAGAUUUUAAAGAAAAAUGUUUCUCCUAAUGUUUAUGUGGAGUCCCUUUUCUUGUAAUUUGAAUUCAUUGGUUUUUAUUUUAGUUUCCGGAGCAACAGAAAACAAGCUGGCUCCAUCAUCUACAUGACAUGCCUGCAGAUAUUUGAAAAGAGCUAUUGUGUCACCCCUCAGUCUUCUCUUUUCCAAGCUAAUCAUAUCCAUCCCUGCAAGUCAUUCCUCAUAAGACUUGGUUUCCAGAUCUUUGAUAAUCUUGAUGGCCCUUCUCUAGAUAUUCUAGCUUGUCUUUGUCUUUAUAUUAUAUGGGUUAAUAUCCCACAUUU
Molecule: messenger RNA, 3135 nt
Organism: Sceloporus undulatus (fence lizard)
Lineage: Eukaryota; Metazoa; Chordata; Lepidosauria; Squamata; Phrynosomatidae
Gene: ZBTB25
Product: zinc finger and BTB domain containing 25
Exons: 3
Coding region: 307-1689 (460 amino acids)
Biological process (GO): regulation of transcription by RNA polymerase II
Cellular component (GO): nucleus
Molecular function (GO): RNA polymerase II cis-regulatory region sequence-specific DNA binding; DNA-binding transcription factor activity, RNA polymerase II-specific; protein binding
Source: RefSeq, a predicted model, not a curated record